Parastagonospora nodorum SN15 is the source of this 948-nucleotide messenger RNA. RefSeq lists its product as hypothetical. Bases 1 to 948 code for a protein of 315 amino acids. Gene Ontology annotation, molecular function: amine-lyase activity. Lineage: Eukaryota; Fungi; Ascomycota; Dothideomycetes; Pleosporales; Phaeosphaeriaceae. The transcript is spliced from 3 exons. The record is from RefSeq and is a predicted model, not a curated record. Gene Ontology annotation, biological process: pyridoxal 5'-phosphate biosynthetic process; amino acid metabolic process; pyridoxine biosynthetic process.
AUGGCAACCGAACUCCCCACGACCAACGGCCACGGUGCUCAGGAUGGUGAGAACAACUUCGCCGUCAAGGCUGGAUUGGCAAGGAUGUUGAAGGGUGGUGUCAUCAUGGAUGUUAUCAACGCCGAGCAAGUGAGUUUGGAGUCAUUCUUUGCCCUCACGAUAGCAGAAGAAGCAGGCGCCUGCGCCGUCAUGGCCCUCGAACGUGUUCCCGCCGACAUUCGAUCACAGGGCGGCGUAGCCCGUAUGAGCGACCCCCAGAUGAUCAAAGAGAUCAUGGACACCGUCACGAUCCCCGUCAUGGCCAAAGCCCGAAUUGGCCAUUUCGUCGAAUGCCAGAUCCUCGAAGCCCUCGGCGUCGACUACAUCGACGAAUCCGAAGUCCUGACCCCGGCCGACGCCAUCCACCACGUCUCCAAACACCCCUUCCGCAUCCCCUUCGUCUGCGGGUGCCGCGGGCUCGGAGAAGCCCUGCGCCGCAUUUCCGAGGGCGCGGCCAUGAUCCGCACAAAAGGCGAAGCCGGCACCGGCGACGUCAUCGAAGCCGUGCGCCACAUGCGCACCGUCAACUCUGAGAUUGCGCGCGCAAAGGGCAUGAGCGACGAGGAGCUGCGCGUGUACGCAAAGGACCUACAAGUCGACUUCGCGCUGCUCAAGGAGACGGCGAAGCUGGGUCGUCUGCCCGUCGUCAACUUCGCGGCGGGCGGUGUCGCGACGCCCGCGGACGCGGCGCUCAUGAUGCAGCUGGGGUGCGACGGCGUGUUUGUCGGCAGUGGGAUUUUCAAGUCCGGCGACGCGGCGAAGAGGGCGAAGGCAAUCGUGCAGGCGGUCACGCACUACAAAGACCCGAAGGUGUUGAUGGAGGUGAGCAUGGAUCUAGGUGAGGCAAUGGUGGGGAUCAACUGUGGGCAUUUGAGUGAGCCGGAGAAGCUGGCCAAGAGGGGCUGGUAG